Molecule: messenger RNA, 902 nt
Organism: Biomphalaria glabrata
Lineage: Eukaryota; Metazoa; Mollusca; Gastropoda; Planorbidae
Exons: 6
Coding region: 298-789 (163 amino acids)
Source: RefSeq, a predicted model, not a curated record
GGAACUUACGUCAACUGACUCUAGAGGAAAUUCGGUGUAGUUGUGCUGUAGAAGGCUAGUCUAUUAUCUUAUCUUAUAUAUGAAAUCUAAAUCGUUGGAUCAAUGCAAAUACACAAUAAUACUGAUAUGAAGUUCUACAUCAAACACAAUUAAUUAUAAACACAUUUCACUAGGAUAACUGUACAAACAAUAAAAAUUGUGACAAAUGUACUUAAAACUAAAUAGUUGAUUCAGAUCUAUUAUUUCUUUUAGUUUACUUCGUCGUUUGGCAAGGAAGGAAGUAGCGAAAAACGAAACAUGUCUUUCACACCAAGAGGAUCAGACGGUAGAAAGAGCGGGAUAUUUGACCCAAGGUUUCCUCCGAUGGACGACUGCUGCGUCUUCAAUGAUAGAAGGUGUGCAAGCAUCCCUUUUCUUUUGCAAGUUGAAGAUCCACCAUGGUAUUGCUGCCCGCCAAAGUGUCCCCCAUUCAGGAAGCCGUUAAUAAAGCGAGCCGAGUACACCAAUUUGUUAAGCUAUGACAAUCAAUAUGAGUAUCUAGCUCCACAUCUAGAAGACAUGGUCCUGCCAUCGAUGGCUUUCUGGUUUUACUGUGACCACGUGCCCGACCUCCAUGACACGGGCGUGAAGUACAGUAGGAUACUUACAAGAGAAUCUGAAAGACCACUUCACACUUGGCCUCCCUUAGCUGCCAAUGUCUGCCCCCCACCCAGAGAAUGUGAGCCCUGUGGCCCAGGUCCAUGGGCCAACCCUGCGCUAAGACGUUUCUUCUACAUGGAUUGUCAAUGAUCAAAAACUGAUUGCGAUGCCAACGUAUGGUGUCGGAAAACACGAGGACACUAACUCCAUCAAGUGAUAUGUAUUCGAGGUUUAGUUUAGAAUUAAAAGCAACUAAAUUGUUU